Molecule: messenger RNA, 486 nt
Organism: Sporothrix brasiliensis 5110
Lineage: Eukaryota; Fungi; Ascomycota; Sordariomycetes; Ophiostomatales; Ophiostomataceae
Exons: 2
Coding region: 1-486 (161 amino acids)
Source: RefSeq, a predicted model, not a curated record
AUGAGCUUGUUCAGCAAGGGCCAUCGGGUCCUCUUCGGCCUCUACAUGCUUCUAUGCACGGCCUCUGCAGCCUAUUCCAACUUCACCACGACGUGCGAGGACCCCGUACUGCACACCAGCCGUCUGGGUCAUCUCAGCCUGCUGUCGGCAUCGUGCGUGACGACCACCGGGGCCUUCAACAGCACAAAAAGCACAAACAGCACAAACAACACGGACAGUACGGCCACACCGCUUUUCCACAACAGUACGCUCGACCUCAACCUCUGCCUGGGCAUCGACGCCUCGACGGCGGUGCUUACGUGGUCAAUCUAUGGCAAAUUCUCGCUCUACUGCUCGAGCUGCCAUGUCGUCGGCCGGACGAGCCUGGGCUGCUCGUGUGCGACGUUGAGUGGCGUGAAGGCCAACUCUACGAUUGAUCUAGACUCUGGCAUCUCCAACAGCAAUGGGACGCUGUCUUGUCUAGGAGGCAUCGGGAUGGACAACUAA